UUGCUUACUUAGUGUCGCAAGACUUGCGACACACUUCGUUGGGCUGCUCCGACAUUUUGAUGAACACUAAUGGCGUUGUCAAAAUCGGAUGCCUAGAGAAAUGUGUUCUAAGGGAUCAAAAUGAAUCCCAUAAAGCUGAACUCGUUUCUGUCGGGAAUAUCACAAUGGAGCUGUUGCAGAAGUAUGUCAAAAACGAAGGCAGAGUCGGUAUUGACAAACUCGAUCGCUGGUCUUCGGAUUCCGUCGCCGUUAGUUUCCUUUCAGCCACAACUUCCGCCAACUCUAUAAAAACUCUCAUGGAGGAAAAUGGUGCACUCACAUACGUUUCGCUUCAAGCAUCACCUAAUAAGCAAAAUGCAUUUCUGCAAGGAGGAACUAAUCGGCCUCGCGUGGUUUGCACUCCAUUCGACGAGAACAUUUUGGUCUUAUGUCCCACCGGCAAAAGAGAAACGGCUAGCUUCGUGAGCUGCUGGAUUAAAUUGUUACUUCGUUUGUCUCGCUCUCGUAUAUGCGAAUCAUGUACAUCAUCCAAGGAUUCGGACAUACAUCGUUCAACUCGCGAUUAA
Messenger RNA from Aspergillus nidulans FGSC A4, 566 nucleotides. RefSeq lists its product as uncharacterized. NCBI's taxonomy places the organism in Eukaryota, Fungi, Ascomycota, Eurotiomycetes, Eurotiales, Aspergillaceae. The record is from RefSeq and is a predicted model, not a curated record. The transcript is spliced from 3 exons. Bases 60 to 566 code for a protein of 168 amino acids.